GCUUAACAUAAAUGGUGUUACGUCUGAAAAUCUAGCGGAAUUUGAGUUCUUAAUUCGCUACUUUGAAUGUAUUAAGCUUAAGAGCAAUGUUAAAAGAGAAAGAGAAACCGAAAGAAAAAUGCUGCUCUCCGGCGAAUUUCCUAUUAUAACAUAAUACUGUUAAGGCAAUGAAUGAAAAUAUAUUUGAUGUCAUCCCCUUUCAUUAUUUGACUAAGUAAAGUUUAACAUGACGUUUUGCCUUUUGGUUACGUUUUGGUGUUUGAUAUGAACGGUUGGCUUUUGAAAUAAAAGAAAAGAACAGAUCAAUGAAAUAAUAAAAAGUAUAUAUUUAAAAUAUAUAUGUAUAUGUACAUCAAAGAAAUAAAAAAUAAAAAUAAAUAACUUCAUAAAUUUAAACAUGUUGUGUGUCAUAGCUUAAAAUAAAUUAAAUUUAUUACAUUUUCAAGCUGUUAGGAGUGUCUUUUUGUAGCAUUAAAAUCAUAAAAACUAAAAAAGGAGAAUAAAUAAAUAAAACAUAUAGAUAUAUACAAUAAAUAUAUAUAUAUAUAUAGAAUAAAUACGCUUGGAGCUUCAAAAAUUACAACAUAAAGUAAAAGAAGGCCUGGAAAUCCAAACCAAAUUAACACCAAAUUACUAAACCUCAUAUAAUAAGGAAAAUAAAAUUAAUAUAAUAUUUAUUCCCAUAAAUAUUAAAUAAAAUAAAUAUUAAAUACACGCAAAUCUUAUAAAACGAUCGAUUGGCAUCGAUUUACAAAUACGUGUCUGUGGCGGGCGCUUGUUUGAAGAUGGCGCCUCGGAUAUAGUUGUAACUUUGAUGUAGCAGGCGACAUACAUGUGCCUAAUGUAAGUGUGCGUAGAACUAAAUAAGCAGUAGUUUUUGGUUUUUAUUUUGUUGUUUUUUGUACGAGCCUUGGAAAACUGAGGCUCUCAUCGUUGGCCGCAUAGACAAUGACAGAAGAUUCCGACUCGAUAUCUGAGGAAGAACGUAGUUUGUUCCGUCCCUUCACCCGCGAAUCAUUGGUGCAAAUAGAAAAUCGUAUCGCAGAACAUGAAAAACAAAAGGAACUGGAAAGAAAGAGACUCGAAGGAGAGGCGCCGAUCCGAUAUGAUGACGAGGACGAGGAUGAAGGUCCACAACCGGAUCCUACACUUGAACAGGGAGUGCCCAUACCUGUUCGACUGCAGGGCAGCUUCCCGCCGGAAUUGGCCUCCACUCCUCUCGAGGAUAUCGAUCCAUACUACAAUAAUAUACUGACAUUUGUAGUAGUAAGUAAAGGAAGAGAUAUUUUUCGGUUUUCUGCCUCAAAAGCAAUGUGGUUGCUCGAUCCAUUUAAUCCGAUACGUCGUGUAGCCAUUUAUAUUUUAGUACAUCCUUUGUUUUCGUUAUUCAUUAUCACCACUAUCCUUGUUAAUUGUAUUUUAAUGAUAAUGCCGACAACGCCCACGGUCGAAUCUACAGAGGUGAUAUUCACCGGAAUCUACACAUUUGAAUCAGCUGUUAAAGUGAUGGCACGAGGUUUCAUUUUAUGCCCGUUUACGUAUCUUAGAGAUGCAUGGAAUUGGCUGGACUUCGUAGUAAUAGCUUUAGCUUAUGUGACCAUGGGUAUAGAUUUAGGUAAUCUCGCAGCUUUGAGAACAUUUAGGGUACUGCGAGCUCUUAAAACCGUAGCCAUUGUGCCAGGUUUGAAAACCAUCGUCGGUGCUGUCAUUGAGUCUGUAAAAAAUCUACGCGAUGUGAUAAUUUUGACAAUGUUCUCCCUGUCGGUGUUUGCACUGAUGGGCUUACAAAUUUAUAUGGGUGUUCUAACACAAAAGUGCAUUAAAAGAUUCCCGCUCGAUGGGAGCUGGGGUAAUUUGACGGAUGAAAACUGGAAGCUGCACAAUGAAAACUCCUCCAAUUGGUUCGCAUCAGAAGACAAGUUAUCAUUUCCCUUGUGUGGUAAUAUAUCUGGAGCGGGGCAAUGUGAAAGGGAUUAUGUGUGCCUGCAGGGUUUUGGUCCGAAUCCGAAUUACGGUUACACUAGUUUCGAUUCGUUCGGUUGGGCCUUCCUGUCUGCCUUUCGUUUAAUGACGCAGGACUUUUGGGAGGAUUUGUACCAGCUCGUUUUGAGAGCGGCCGGUCCGUGGCACAUGUUGUUUUUUAUAGUCAUCAUCUUCCUAGGUUCAUUCUAUCUUGUGAAUUUGAUUUUGGCCAUUGUUGCCAUGUCUUAUGACGAAUUGCAAAAGAAGGCCGAAGAAGAAGAGGCUGCUGAAGAGGAGGCCAUACGUGAAGCGGAGGAGGCGGCGGCGGCUAAAGCAGCCAAACUUGAGGAAAGAGCCAAUGCGGCAGCUCAAGCAGCUCAGGAUGCAGCUGAUGCCGCCGAGGCAGCACUGCACCCCGAGAUGGCCAAGAGUCCGACCUACUCUUGCAUUAGCUAUGAACUGUUCGUUGGCGGCGAAAAAGGCAAUGACGACAACAACAAAGAAAAAAUGUCCAUACGCAGCGUCGAAGUGGAAUCGGAGUCGGUGAGCGUUAUACAAAGACAACCAGCACCUACAGCACACGCAACUAAAGUCCGUAAAGUUAGUACGACUUCCUUAUCCUUACCUGGUUCACCAUUUAACAUACGCCGGGGAUCACGUAGUUCACACAAGUAUACAAUACGAAAUGGGCGUGGACGUUUUGGUAUACCGGGUAGUGAUCGUAAGCCUUUGGUUUUGUCAACAUAUCAGGAUGCCCAGCAACAUUUGCCAUAUGCUGAUGACUCGAAUGCGGUGACACCCAUGUCCGAAGAGAAUGGUGCCAUUAUAGUGCCGGUUUACUAUUGUAAUUUAGGUUCUAGACAUUCCUCAUAUACCUCGCAUCAAUCAAAAAUGUCGUAUACAUCACAUGGAGAUCUUUUGGGUGGAAUGGCAGCUAUGGGAGCCAGCACAAUGACAAAAGAAAGUAAAUUACGCAGCCGCAAUACCCGCAAUCAGUCAAUAGGUGCCUCAAAUGGUGGUACUCAAUAUGUGGAUAAUAAUCACAAGGAACAACAUCAGCGUGAUUACGAUAUGGGUCAGGAGUACACAGAUGAAUCUGGAAAGAUUAAACACCACGACAAUCCUUUUAUCGAGCCCGUCCAAACUCAAACAGUGGUAGACAUGAAAGAUGUAAUGGUCCUAAAUGAUAUAAUCGAACAAGCCGCUGGUCGGCAUAGUCGUGCUAGUGACCGAGGUGUCUCCGUUUAUUAUUUUCCUACAGAGGACGAUGACGAAGAUGGUCCAACGUUUAAGGACAAGGCAUUGGAAUUUAUACUGAAGUGUAUAGACAUCUUUUGUGUGUGGGACUGUUGUUGGGUGUGGUUAAAGUUUCAGGAAUGGGUCUCCUUCAUUGUGUUCGAUCCCUUUGUGGAAUUGUUUAUUACCCUGUGUAUUGUAGUCAAUACAAUGUUCAUGGCCAUGGAUCAUCAUAACAUGAAUACCGAAUUGGAAAAAGUCUUGAAAAGUGGAAACUACUUCUUUACUGCCACCUUUGCGAUAGAAGCCACAAUGAAACUGAUGGCCAUGAGUCCGAAGUACUAUUUUCAAGAAGGUUGGAACAUAUUCGAUUUCAUUAUUGUAGCUUUGUCACUGCUGGAAUUGGGUCUUGAAGGUGUCCAGGGCCUGUCAGUUUUGAGAAGUUUUCGUUUGCUUCGUGUAUUCAAAUUGGCAAAAUCUUGGCCUACACUGAAUUUACUCAUUUCAAUUAUGGGCCGCACAAUGGGUGCAUUGGGUAAUCUAACAUUUGUACUUUGCAUUAUCAUCUUCAUAUUUGCCGUUAUGGGAAUGCAACUUUUCGGAAAGAACUAUCAUGAUCACAAGGACAUGUUCCCGGAUGGUGAAUUGCCAAGAUGGAAUUUUACCGAUUUCAUGCACUCAUUUAUGAUUGUGUUUCGAGUAUUGUGCGGAGAGUGGAUCGAGUCCAUGUGGGAUUGCAUGUACGUGGGCGAUGUAUCCUGUAUACCAUUCUUCUUGGCCACAGUAGUUAUCGGCAAUCUUGUGGUUCUUAAUCUUUUCUUAGCUUUGCUUUUGUCGAAUUUCGGUUCUUCUAGUUUAUCAGCACCGACUGCCGACAAUGAUACCAAUAAAAUUGCAGAAGCCUUCAAUCGUAUUGGUCGUUUUAAGAAUUGGGUGAAACGUAAUAUUGCCGAUUGUUUUAAGUUAAUACGUAAUAAAUUGACAAAUCAAAUAAGUGACCAACCAUCAGGUGAGAGGAUCAACCAGAUCAGUUGGAUUUGGAGCGAAGGCAAAGGGGUUUGUCGUUGUAUAUCUGCAGAGCAUGGUGAUAAUGAACUGGAAUUGGGUCACGAUGAAAUAAUGGCCGACGGGUUAAUCAAAAAGGGCCUAAAGGAACAAAAUCAACUAGAAGUAGCUAUAGGGGAUGGCAUGGAAUUUACCAUACACGGUGAUAUGAAGAAUAAUAAACCGAAGAAAUCAAAAUUCUUAAAUAACACAACGAUGAUUGGAAACUCAAUAAACCACCAAGACAAUAGACUGGAACAUGAGCUAAACCAUAGAGGUUUGUCCAUACAGGACGAUGACACUGCCAGCAUUAACUCAUAUGGUAGCCAUAAGAAUCGACCAUUCAAAGAUGAAAGUCACAAAGGCAGCGCCGAAACAAUAGAAGGCGAAGAGAAGCGUGACGCCAGCAAAGAAGACCUCGGCCUUGACGAGGAGCUGGACGAGGAGGGUGAAUUGGAAGAGGGCCAACUGGAUGGUGACAUAAUCAUUCGGGCGGCCAACGACGAUGAGAUAAUCGAUGAUUAUCCCGCUGACUGUUUUCCGGAUUCAUACUAUAAGAAGUUUCCAAUCUUAGCCGGCGAUGAUGAUUCGCCGUUUUGGCAAGGAUGGGGCAAUUUACGACUGAAAACUUUUCAAUUAAUUGAAAAUAAAUAUUUUGAAACCGCAGUAAUCACUAUGAUUUUAAUGAGUAGCUUAGCUUUGGCCUUAGAAGAUGUUCAUUUACCAGAUCGUCCCAUACUACAGGAUAUUUUGUACUACAUGGACAGGAUAUUCACGGUGAUAUUCUUCUUAGAGAUGUUAAUCAAAUGGUUGGCUUUGGGCUUCAAGGUCUACUUUACCAAUGCCUGGUGUUGGCUUGAUUUUGUCAUUGUAAUGCUGUCGCUUAUAAAUUUGGUCGCGGUCUGGUCUGGCUUAAAUGAUAUUCCAGUAUUUAGAUCUAUGCGUACUCUUCGUGCUUUAAGGCCUUUACGUGCUGUUUCUAGAUGGGAGGGCAUGAAAGUUGUCGUAAAUGCGCUGGUUCAAGCUAUACCGUCCAUCUUCAAUGUGCUAUUGGUGUGUCUGAUAUUUUGGCUAAUUUUUGCCAUUAUGGGUGUACAGCUUUUUGCUGGAAAAUAUUUUAAGUGUUUAGAUAGCAACGACACGACUUUAAGUCAUGAAAUCAUACCCAAUCGUAAUGCCUGUAUAAGUGAGAACUACACUUGGGUAAAUUCAGCAAUGAACUUCGAUCAUGUAGGUAAUGCGUAUCUGUGUCUAUUUCAAGUGGCCACCUUUAAGGGCUGGAUACAAAUUAUGAACGAUGCCAUUGAUUCAAGAGAGGUGGACAAGCAGCCGAUACGAGAAACCAAUAUCUACAUGUAUUUAUAUUUCGUAUUCUUCAUUAUAUUUGGAUCAUUUUUCACACUCAAUCUGUUCAUUGGUGUUAUCAUUGAUAAUUUUAAUGAACAAAAGAAGAAAGCAGGUGGAUCAUUAGAAAUGUUCAUGACAGAAGAUCAGAAAAAGUACUAUAAUGCUAUGAAAAAGAUGGGCUCCAAAAAACCAUUAAAAGCCAUUCCAAGACCGAGGUGGCGUCCACAAGCAAUAGUAUUUGAAAUAGUUACUGAUAAGAAAUUCGAUAUUAUCAUUAUGUUGUUUAUUGGUUUAAACAUGUUUACCAUGACACUCGAUCGUUACGAUGCAUCGGAUACAUAUAAUGCUGUCCUUGAUUAUCUCAAUGCGGUAUUCGUAGUUAUUUUCAGUGGCGAAUGUCUAUUAAAAAUAUUCGCUUUACGAUAUCACUAUUUCAAAGAGCCAUGGAAUUUAUUUGAUGUAGUAGUUGUCAUUUUAUCCAUCUUAGGUCUUGUACUCAGCGACAUCAUUGAGAAGUAUUUUGUAUCACCGACAUUGCUGCGUGUGGUGAGAGUGGCCAAAGUGGGUCGUGUCCUGCGUUUGGUCAAGGGAGCGAAGGGUAUAAGAACUCUACUGUUUGCGUUAGCCAUGUCAUUGCCUGCCUUAUUCAACAUUUGUCUACUGCUGUUUUUGGUCAUGUUCAUCUUUGCCAUCUUUGGGAUGUCCUUCUUUAUGCAUGUCAAAGAAAAGGGUGGCAUUAAUGACGUGUAUAAUUUUAAGACAUUUGGCCAAAGUAUGAUAUUGCUCUUUCAGAUGUCUACCUCAGCCGGUUGGGAUGGUGUUUUAGACGCCAUUAUCAAUGAGGAAAAUUGCGAUCCACCCGACAACGACAAAGGCUAUCCGGGCAAUUGUGGUUCAGCGACCGUCGGAAUUACGUUUCUUCUCUCAUAUCUAGUUAUAAGCUUUUUGAUAGUUAUUAAUAUGUACAUUGCUGUCAUUCUCGAGAACUAUAGCCAGGCUACGGAGGAUGUACAGGAGGGUCUCACCGAUGACGAUUACGACAUGUACUAUGAGAUUUGGCAACAAUUCGAUCCCGAGGGUACCCAGUACAUUCGGCACGAUCAGUUGUCCGAAUUCUUGGACGUUCUGGAGCCGCCUCUGCAGAUUCACAAACCGAACAAGUACAAAAUUAUAUCGAUGGACAUACCCAUCUGUCGGGGCGACAUGAUGUACUGCGUAGAUAUUCUAGAUGCCCUGACCAAAGACUUCUUCGCACGCAAGGGCAAUCCCAUAGAAGAGACAGGAGAAAUUGGCGAAAUAGCUGCUCGACCCGAUACCGAGGGCUACGAUCCGGUAUCGUCGACGCUGUGGCGACAACGCGAAGAAUACUGCGCCCGUCUGAUACAGACGGCGUGGCAUCGCUACAAACAUCCAGCUGAAGACAAAGCUGCUGACGGUGAAGAUGCUGCUGAUGGCGCGGAAGGUGGCAGCCCUAAUGGUAGCGGCAGUGGCGGUGCUGGCGAAGGUGCUGAUGCGCUUCUAACGGGCGAGGCCGGUGGGCACGAAGACGCUGGUGCUAAUGGGGGUCCCCUAAGCCCAGGCUGCGUCAGCGGCGGUAGUAACGGCCGCCAGACGGCAGUGCUAGUUGAAAGCGAUGGUUUUGUUACAAAAAACGGUCACAAGGUUGUAAUACACUCGAGAUCGCCGAGCAUAACAUCCAGAACGGCAGAUGUCUGAGCCAGGCCUCGCCCCCCCCUCCAAGAUGCACGCGAGAACUAAAGCGUUAAUUUUCUGCUAAUAAUAAUAUAUCACAAUGUACACACACAACAACAAUAAUAAUAAUUAUAUUAAUAAUAAUAACAACAACACCGUACAAACAAAUGCGCAAAUAAUUCUUUUGAGUUAAACAUACAAUUACAACAAGAACAACAACAACAAACAAAAUAGCUGAAUUCCGUAACGGAAACGGAAACUAUUACAUCAGUAAACACGAAUUGAAAAACGGAACGAAUGCAGAUUUAUUAAUUUUAGAACAAUGAAAAACAUGUAAAAAUCUAUAAUGUAAAAAAUGAUAAAUGAAGUCAAGAACUAACUAACAAACAAACAAAUCACAAAUAUUGUAUUGAAAAUAUGUUUAACAAAUUACCAACAUUUUGAAUUAUUUUUUUCAUUUUAAUUUCCUUUCCUACUUUCUUUUUCUUAUAUAUUAUAAAACAUACAUAGUAUAUUUUUAUCUUACCUAUUUUUUGUUUGUUAAUUAACUACAUAAUGUAAAUAUAUAAGUAAAAAAAAACAAAAACAAAUAACACACAACAAAACAAUUUAAAUUACAAGCUCUGAUAAUUGUAUUGUAAACGGGUUCUUUUUUUAUAAAAAAAACAAAAACAAAAAACAACAAUUAUGAUUUUUUUCUACAAUAAAUAAAUACUGAAAUUUAAAAAUAUAAAAAAAAACAAAAUUAUAAAAAUAUGCUUUUUUAAAUAACAAAACACAAAAAUUAUAAUAAAACUACAUAAAUUAAGCCGACUGCCAAACAAACAAAACAUAAUAAUAAUAAUAAAAUAUUUUAAAUAUAACAAUGAAAGCACAGCUAAAGUUAUAAUAAUAAUAAUAAUAAUAAUAACAACAAACAAAAAUAAUAAUUAAAAUAUGAAAUAAUAAUAAUAAUAAAAAUAAUAAUAACACUUUUUAAAGCACACCACCUAUAAAAAUCUUAAAAUACACAAACAAAACAACUACAACAAUAACUCUCACUGCAUACUUUGAAAAUACACUGAAAAAAAAAACUUGGAGUUGGGGCGCAGAAAACUUUAAAAACAAACCAAACAAACGUAAUAAAACAAAACAAACAAGCAAAUCAAAAAGACGUUACAUAAAAGAUACAAAAACCUGACGUGUUGUGAUGUUGAAAAUUUUAAACAAGAAAACAUUUAAGAAAAUAAAAACUUUAAAAGCCAAAAAACUAUAAACAAAGACACAAACUUACAAACAAGAAAAAUAAAUAAAAUACAAAGAAGAACUAAGAAAAACUUUAAAAAAACAGUGAUAUUGAAUUGAACAAUCUCUCUUAACUGAGUUCUCCAACCAGAGAACGAACAGUGGACUUAAAACAAAAACCAAAACAUUAAUUGAAAUUCAAAUCGAAAUCGAAAGAUAAACUAUAAAAGAAGGACGAAAGAGAGUGUAAGCGACAAUUACAAACCAAUAAAUAAAAAAGUGGACUUGUAUGUAAACAAAUUUAAGCAAAAAUAAAUAUACUUAGACAUGUAUAAUUUUUUAAUUUCUUUUUUUUUUUUUUUUUAAUUUAUUAUUAAAAUAAAAUACACAAAAAGUAAAAAAAAUCACACAUUAUUUGCUUACAAAACAAACAAAAAAAAACAAAAAGUAAUAAGGCGACUAAGAAUGAAAAGUGGUAGAACACGAAAAAUAUAAACGAAAACGUAUUAAAAAUUAAAGCGCUCCUUGUUAUAAAUAAUAAAUAAUAAUAAUAAUAUAAACUGGAAUGUAAACUUAAGUACACAGCUAGAUGUUUUCCUUUCACAAAAUUCAUUUUAAUUGAAAAACUUCAGCACAUAUUCUACAGCUUCUCAGAUCUAAGCAUGUUGUUGAUACUUAAGUUUACGAUAAAUAGCUGGUGAAUCAUAAGCUAAACAUUGCAGGAGAACAAAUGAACAUUUAAGUGAUUAUUCUAGAACGAAUGAAACCUCUGGCAACUUUUAGUUAAAGAUCCAUUAGUAUUUUAAAACUAUCAAGAAAUAUUUGUUUUUAUAAUUGUUAAUUUAGUUUAUUUUUUUUUUUUGUUGCUUACAUUUGUUUCUUAAAAAAGGCAAACUAUUUAUUAUGUUUGAAUUGCACACGUCUUAAAGAAAAAAACAAAAACAAAAAAAAAACGUUAAAAAACUAUAAAAAUGUACCCCCACACUUACACAAUACAAUCAAAUACACAUUCACACAUACACAAACAUUCUAACAAACAUUACUACAUAAUUUGAAUUAAAAAAAUAAUAAUAAAAAUUAAUAAAUUUGACAUUCAUUGAAUUUAAUAACAAAUAUUUAAUUUAAUGAUUUCAAGAGCACCCGUAUUAAAUUAAAUUUAAAUAAAAACAAAACAAAUUAUAUUCAAAAUUGGCUUCUUUGUAACUACAUGCAUACAUACAUACUAUGUAUUUAUUGUUUUGUUUAUAUCUUUUUAACCAUUUCAAAUCAAUUACAGAGCUUUAGCAUUUUUAAUAGUUAAAACAUUAUGAUUUUUAAAAUCUAAAUUUAUUUUUUCAUUAUUAUUGUAAUUUAAUCUUUCGUUUGGUUGUGUAUUUUCAUUUACAAAACCUUUCUGUUACUGUUAUUCAUUCAUAAAAGCUUUUGGCUUCUCUAUCAAUUUGUACAUUUUUAUUUUUCUUAAAAAUUGGUGGCAGUUUUUUUUUUUUUGUUUUUCUCAAAAUCAAACUCAACUUUUUACUUUUAAAUACCUCCAAGAGUUUCUUGUUGAUUUUUUAUUAUUAUUUUUUUAAAAUUUUCACCUUGUUAUUUUUUAUUGCGCUAAAAAUAAUUAAAUAAAACAAAAAAUCUAAACAAACCAAUUCAAAAACGUGCGUAUUCAAGUACAAAAUGGUUCGAAACAUUUCAACAAAUAAUUCAAAGCUUACAAAAACCAAUUAAGGAACUGCUUCAAUCUGUUUACUUUAAUUUAAGCUGAUUUCGUUUAAUUGAAACAAUAAAUAAAAAAAAAUACCAACAAAAACUAAAAGAAAUGUUUGCUAUGCAACAGAAAAUUAAGUUUUUACAUUAAGAACAAACUUGAGUGCACUCUUAACAGCGAGGGGCGGGCGAGAUGAAACAAAAAAAACCCAAAAAAAAAACAACAAAACGUAAAUAAAUAAUUUAUACAUAAUUUAGAUUAAUUAUAUAAAAUAUAAAUAAUAAAGAAUUUUAUAAAAAAGGAAAUUGUUCCUUGAAAAUAAAAUUGAAUAAUAAUAAACAUGAAACAAAAAAAAAAAACAAAAAAAGGAACAAUAUGCAAAAACAUUGCCAUUUAGGAAAUUUAAUAAAAAAUACUACAAUAAUAUAAUACAAAGAAAUUAUAAAAAUUAAACUUAAACAAAUUAAACAAUAAAUAAUUAAUAAAAUAAAAAUAUGUAAUAAUAAUGAAAUAUUAAAAGUCGCGUUAUUAUUUUUGCUUCUUCUUCUAUAUACAAUAAGACAAACCUAAAAUUGACAACAAAAAGAAACAAAAGAAAAAUAAUAAAUAAAUAAAUCAAUUUUAAUAAAAUAGCUAUGAAUUUCACUGAUUAAUAAUGAAAAUAUAAUACAAUUAAAAAAUAAAGAAAAUUCAAUAAAGAGCUUUAAGUGUGUAUAAUAAUUAUUAAAAAUAAUUUUAAUUUUUUAUUUAACAUUCAACAUUUUUGUUUGAUUAUGAAAAUUGUAAAAAGUCACUUAUAAAUUUACUUAUUAUUAUUAUAUAAAAUUGCUAUGCCAUUAAGCCUUUAGAGUUAUUAUUAUUAUUAAAAUUAACGUUUAAAUAAAAAAAUUGAAAGCAAAACAAAAACAAAAAAAAUUUAACUCAAGGAAAUUCACAGUUGUUUUCUUCUCCUAAAUGAAAAAGCAAAAAUAACUUUAUUAUUAAAAAAAAAAAAAAAACUUUAAUAAAACAAUAUAUAGGGAAAAAGCAAAAAUAUGUAAAUUAUAUUUUUUUUAUGUAAAAUUACGCGCGAUUUCAUAAACAAACAAAAAAAUGAACAACUUUUUAAAUAUCAACAGCAAUGGCUUUUUUGUUAAUUAACAUUUCUAAAUAAUAAUAAAAAUCAAUACUAACAAUAAAUAAUAAUAACAAAACAACAACUAAAUAAUACAAAAAACAAAACUUUAGCUUUAUACAUUGUAAAUUACCUUAACUUUAAGUCUAGCUAAUUAAAAUUAAAAAUAUAAAAGCAAAAAUUAAAAAAAAAAAAUGAAAACGAAGCUCUGAUUUAAGAGCAUUUAGGUAAACAAUUUAAUUUAAUGUCUUUAAUAAACAAAAAUCAUUAACAAAAAAAACUCAAAGCAAAUGCAUUCUAUAAAUAUAAAGAAAAUAAAAACCAGAACUCUCCCCCCAAAAAAAAAACAAAAAUAAAAAAUAAAUCUAAAACUAAAAUACAUUGUAAUUUCUACCACAAUUAGUGUGUAAAGGCGCCAGUUUAUUAAAAAAAAAACAUAACAUUUAUUCAAUUUAACUUUGCUUAAUUUAAUUUGCAUUGUUUAUAAUACAUACGUAAGAGUAUCUCAUAACAAAAAAAAAAUAUUAAAUCACUCUUUACUUUUAAAUUUAAGGAGGAAAAUUUCUUGCCCCUUAUAAAAACUAAGGGUAAUUCUACUAACCACCCAUUAAUACAAUGUCUAGUUAUAUAUAUGUUAACUUUUAGUUAAACUCACCGUUUAACUUCAAGUUAAAACAUAACUAUACAUUGUGCUAAUGGGGUUAGGAAUUUAAUACUCUAUUCAAUUUCAAUUCCAAUAAUAAGUACUUAUUUACAAAAUUUUCGAAUUUCCUCCACCUCUUGAAUAGGAUUUAUUAUUAUUUUCAGUUUUCAAACAUUUUUCGACCUGAAAAUCUACAAAAACAAAUAAAUCUCUACGUACAAAUUUGCCUACGUGAUGUAAAAAUACUGAAACAAAAUAAAAAACAGAAAUAAUGUAACAAAAUUUAAAACUUACUAAGCAUUUGUUAUAUUUUAUUAAAUUUAUUAAACAAUAUGUUUCAAAUAUUUAUUUAGUUAAUUACUUUUAUAAAUUUAACUUUAAGUUACGAACGAAUCUUAAUAUUUUUUUUUCAUUUUCAAAUAUAGUACAACUACUCUAUUAACUGUUAACUUAUUAUUAUUAUUGUUUAUUUUGUUUUGUUUACUUUUUGGAUAUGGCUAAUAGAAGAUUUCGAAAUUUUAUAUUGAAAUUAACAGACAGAAAAACCCAAUCAACCAACACAGCACCGCACAGCGCCCUUUGCACUCACUUUGUUAUACGAGUAAAAAUAUUUGUUUUGAAGAGUAAAUUUUCCAUAAUUUUAUUGCUUAAUCGUCUCCCACAAUAUGAAAUAUUUAAUUAAAUAAUGAAUUAAUUAACAUUUUCCAGAUUUGUAUUGUAUGAUAAAUGUAUUUUUUGCUAUAAAUAUUUAUGUGAAAUACAAAAGAAAAAUAUUUCCAUCCAAAUAGCUUUUAACAUAAGCAAUUGAUUUAUUAAUUAAAUUUAAAAUAAAACAAAAAUAAAAUAAAUAAUCAGAUAUAAAAUACCUAUAUAAAAACAAACAAAAAAAAAAACAAAAUAUUUAAAAAAUAGACUGAGAUCGUUAAACCAAAAAUAUAAGAAAUAAAAAACAAACACUAUGCCAGUAUAACAGACAUUUUACACUGACAUACAUGAAAUAUAUAUUUUUUUGUCACUCGCUUUACAACAACAAAUUAAUUACACAUAGAAUUAAAAUCAUUCAAUUUAAUUUGAAACUUAAUUCACCUGCAAAUAGUCAGUCAGUCAGUUGUCAUACGAGUAGAAGUCAAGCUUUACAAUGUCCAGACUUUUGUUGUUCAUGAAAACUUAUUAUUUUAAUUGGCCCGCUUUUUCAAGUCAUAACUUUAAAUUUUCAGCAGGUUUUUUUUUAAAAAAUCAAAUUAAAAUAAAACUCUAAUCUAUAGCAACUUCCCCGGCUAUAUUAGAGUAAAUUGAAACAGUUAUUAAUCCCCAUUUCAUUUGCUUAUUGUACACACCUGCCUGAAUGCCUGCCAGCCGCAUACUUCUAUUAGCAAUAUUCUACUUACAUACAUAUAUUAACAAAUGUCUGUGUUUAAUAAAAAUAUUCGUUCCUUACCAACUUUUGUUACUUUACAUACUUUUUAGACCCAAUUAGUACCUUCAGCAAAACUGAAAAUACCAUUUACCUUAAUCUUCAAAACAAAACAAAUAAAAAAACUCCUUAAAAUAUUUCAUAUCUUUUUACCAUUUCGUUUAUUUCCAAAAAGAAAAACUCAAAUCUAUUUAUAAAAAAACCAAAAAAAAAACAAAAUCAAAUUGUUAAGUUUGAAUCUUUUUUACAAAAAAAAAUACGAUUUUAUAUGAAUCUAUUUAAAAAAUCUCUAAAAUAGCAAAAAAAAAGAAAAACUUUGUUUUUUUAUAUUAAAUUAAAAAUUUAAACUAAGUUUAAAUGAUUACUGUAUCUAUGAACAAGAAAAAACUAAACCAUGCCUGAAAUUUAAUAAAUAACUACUGCAAGAGGUACAUAAAUAAAAUACAAAUGAUCCCAAUUUAACAAAACAAAAUGCACAAUAAAAUUUAAAUCUUAUGUAAUAAAAAAGAAAAUCUUUAAAAUCAUCUUCUAUACAAAAUAAGCAGUUUAUGAUUCAUUAAUUUUUAUAUAAUAAUUUUCUCAUCUUAUAAAUAUUUCAAGUUUUUUUUUAUAUGUAUUUCUAAAUUUAUGAUUUUCAAAAUAUUCAUAAUAUUUUUGAAUUUUUAAAUAAAAUGAAAUAAAAAACAAAUACAAACAUAAAAUCGUAAAUAAUACAAAAACAAAACAAAAAAACAUGUAUAAAAACAAAAAGUUAAACCAGAUAAAUAUUAAAGCGAACAUUUUUUCACACUUUAGCUUAAUAAAUUGUAAAAUACAAAAAAAAAACAAAAAAACAAAACCUAAAACUGAAAUAAAAUGAAAUUUAAUUGAAUUUGUUAUGCAAAUGGAAAACAA
Molecule: messenger RNA, 14269 nt
Organism: Calliphora vicina (urban bluebottle blowfly)
Lineage: Eukaryota; Metazoa; Arthropoda; Insecta; Diptera; Calliphoridae
Gene: para
Product: paralytic
Exons: 31
Coding region: 949-7305 (2118 amino acids)
Biological process (GO): neuronal action potential; membrane depolarization during action potential; sodium ion transmembrane transport
Cellular component (GO): voltage-gated sodium channel complex; plasma membrane
Molecular function (GO): voltage-gated sodium channel activity
Source: RefSeq, a predicted model, not a curated record